Molecule: messenger RNA, 2506 nt
Organism: Hylaeus volcanicus
Lineage: Eukaryota; Metazoa; Arthropoda; Insecta; Hymenoptera; Colletidae
Gene: ast
Product: protein asteroid
Exons: 1
Coding region: 7-2331 (774 amino acids)
Source: RefSeq, a predicted model, not a curated record
UCUAAAAUGGGUAUUCCAGGUUUAACAACUUUCAUAAACAAUCGCUCGUAUCGUUAUCUGAAAUAUUUUGAGUUACGUGAUACGUAUUUAGUAAUCGACGGGAACAGCGUUGCUUGUCAAAUAUAUAUUUUGUACGCAAAGUGUAAUUGUGCCUUCGGUGGUGAUUACGAUGAAUAUGCCAAAUCCAUUUCAGAUUUCUUCGACGACUUGUUGAAGUGCAAUGUAACGCCGAUAGUUUUGAUCGAUGGCGGCAGCGAGCAGAAGAAAAUGAAAACAAUUAUAACCAGAACCAAAGAAAAAAUUCGCACAGCGUCAUCUUUUUCUCCUAUCAGUCAACAGAGAAUGAAAUUUCUUCCUUUACACACUCUGGAAGUUUUCAAAGAUGUUCUGAGAGAGAAAAAUAUUCGAUUUGUGCAAUGUUUAUUCGAAGCUGAUAACGCUAUAGCUGCUAUGGCAAAGUUAUUGAAUUGUCCUGUAUUGAGUUACGAUUCAGACUUUUAUGUGUAUGGAACAUUGUACAUACCAUUCGAUACAUUAGACAGUUAUAUUAUCAAAAGUUCAACUGGAAAUGGAUACAUGAAGCGUUGCAAAAUUUAUAAAGUCGAAUAUUUGCUAAGUUCUUUUAAGGGUUUAAACCAAUCUGUGUUGCCAUUAGCUGCUGUAUUAUUAGGCAAUGAUUAUGUAAAACGUGGUACAUUCAAGAACUUUUUCCGUUACCUGACAUUACGACAAGUAGCAAGAAAAAAAUAUAGCCAUCGGCAAUAUUGUAUAGAAGCAACUUUCAAUUGGUUGAGCGGAUACACAUUAGAGAAAGCUGUCAUUGGAAUUCUAUGCAGAUUACCUAAACCUAUGAGACAAAGAGUAUUAAACAUAAUAGAAAUCAAUAUAAAUAGUUAUACUAAUGCAUCUACAGAAUUUCUUGUUCCAUUGGGUUUCCCAAAGGAAUACGCUGCUCGUGUAGCUAUGCAUUCCAUAAACAGAACUUUUAAAUUUGACGGAGAUGUUAACAGUUUAACGUACAUAGAAGAAACUCAUAAAGGAGAAGGCAUUGAAACAAGCCAAGAAGAAGAAGAAGAAGAAGAAGAAAACGAAGUUGAAAUAUUAGAUGCGUUCAAAGAGUCCGAGUUUACUUCUGAUAAUGCGCUCCCUAACAAUUUACCUGUAUGGUUUGUAGACAAGUUUCUUAUGGGCAAAUAUUCUUGCUAUAUCAUAAAUUUAUUCAUUCGACGUUUAUGGAUUGGCCCUGUACAAAUAGAGAACUACUAUUAUCCAUCCAGCAAUAUAAUAAGUUUAAAAAUUAUUAGCGUUAUAUUUGCACUUCUGAAAUCAGAAAUGGUUGGGAAGGGAGGUCCUAUGAAAUAUAUGAUUAGAGGUCAUAAUAUGAAACUUGUACAUUACGAAUUGGAACCUACUAAUACUAUAUUUUCUUGUCAAUUUCCACCUCUAUCUAAUAUUGGAGGUAUACCAUUAUUCAUUCGAAAAAAAAUUUUAAAUAAUACGUUAGAGAUUGCGAACGAACAAUGUAUAGAUGAGUUACUACCAGAAUGGAUGUUAUAUGUUGCUUGCCUUAAUUAUUGGAUAAAACAACACGAAUCAGACGUAUCGUAUAAAUGUUAUGUCUAUUCUAUACUCGUCUGUUUAUUGUUCAAUAUAAUUGACUUAAAGAUUGGAAGGCAUAGAAUAAUGCAAAAUUUUAAAAAAAAACACGGUGCAUUAAUCGAAAGUAUAAAAGAAAAAAGAAAAACGAGUAAUUAUAAACCACAUUAUACAACGAACGUUACCAUUCUUGAAGCCUGUAAUGAAAUUAAUCCUGAUGAUUGUUUAAUAGCAGCACCAUUUUUUAUUUCUCAUUUUGAGAUGGAUCAGAAAUUGUAUUCAAAUCCAAAAAAAUUUAAUAGAUCCAUUGUUCAUGCUUUUGCAGAAUUUCAGAUUUGUAUGAGACACAGUAUGUCUUUGAACGCACUUUUAGAGUAUCCUUAUCCAGAAAUUAAGAUCGCUAAUUUAUUCAAUGGUACUCUAUUGUACAAUUUGUCAAAUAAUUUUAAAACACGUUACGACAUUGAAGGAUACAUAAACGGUGUUCUUCAGAAUUCUCCAAGUCUUUGGAGGGUGUUUCGUAUACUUUUGUUAAAAGUAAAAUCUUUAUUUGAAUUGUUGCUUCAAAAUGGAAUCAAUCCUCAAAAAAAAUCAAGAGCAAAGUGCAGAAAAACAAAGUCUGAACGAAAUGCACAGGAUAGCGAUGCAGAAUAUUUGAGCGCGAACGAAAGUUCCUGCGAACCAAAAUUUUACGACGCGAACAAUCCUUUUUCAUUUCUUGAUUCUGCACAAUAAUUGAAUGUACUUUACGCAAUUUACGAAACAAAAAAUUGAAACUUACUCACGUGUUUGAGUGUAUGUAUGUAAUAUAUAAAAUUGUAAUUGAAGGACAAGUAUAAAAUGAUAAUAAAUUUAUGGUAUAUAAAGAUAUGGCCUCUUAUUUAAGUAUACCACUUAGAAAAAUGUUUGU